CUCACUUCCAACGGUCUGGCUAUCGGAGCAGGAGUUCCCUCUUCAAUGUUCACCCAAAUUCAACCUCCGGCGAUAUUUCAAGCGCCGCUUCCGCCAUCGGUUUAUCCAAUUUGCUGCAGUUCAAUUCUUAUCCGCCACCGCCGUUCUCGUGUUUCUUUUCGUGGCCUCCGAGUAGUGAAGUGCUCAGGCAACACUAGCGAUUAUAAACGUUCAAUUUCUGUAGAGGAGAAUGAAGGACCAAGUCUAGGAGAUGGAGUGAGGAGAGCGUACCCGUUUCACGAGAUAGAGCCGAAAUGGCAGCUACACUGGGAGGAGAAGAAGACUUUUCGUACUCCCGAUGAGAUUGAUGCUUCCAAGCCAAAAUUCUAUGUGCUUGACAUGUUUCCCUAUCCCAGUGGUGCUGGUUUACAUGUAGGGCACCCUCUUGGAUAUACUGCCACUGAUAUCCUUGCUAGACUGAAAAGGAUGCAAGGUUUCAAUGUGUUACAUCCAAUGGGUUGGGAUGCAUUUGGUUUACCUGCAGAGCAGUAUGCGAUUGAUACAGGGACACACCCCAAGAUCACCACUGAAAAGAACAUAAACAGAUUUCGUUCACAGCUUAAAUUAUUAGGUUUUUCAUAUGAUUGGGACCGUGAAAUUUCUACAACAGAGCCUGAAUAUUAUAAGUGGACUCAGUGGAUAUUUCUGCAGCUAUUAAAAAGAGGAUUGGCUUAUCAGGCUGAAGUACCUGUCAACUGGUGUCCUGCACUUGGCACUGUCUUGGCAAAUGAAGAAGUGGUGGAUGGUGUGAGUGAGCGUGGCGGACACCCAGUAAUACGAAAACCUAUGCGGCAGUGGAUGCUGAAGAUUACUGCAUAUGCUCAGCGCCUCCUUGAAGAUUUAGAUGAUCUUGACUGGCCAGAAAGUGUCAAGGAAAUGCAAAGAAACUGGAUAGGAAGAUCUGAAGGAGCAGAGCUGCAGUUCACUGUAGUUGCUGCUGAUGGUCUUGAAAAAGAGAUUACUGUUUACACAACAAGGCCUGAUACUAUAUUUGGUGCAACUUAUUUAGUCCUGGCUCCUGAACACGGCCUAUUGUCAGACAUUGUAUCUGACGAUCAAAGAAAAGAGGUAGAGGAAUACAUAGAACUUGCCUCCAGAAAGAGUGAUCUUGAGAGAACUGAGCUUCAGAAGGAAAAAACUGGGGUUUUCAGUGGCUGCUAUGCAAGGAAUCCAGCCAAUGGAGCAGCUAUUCCAAUUUGGGUGGCAGACUAUGUAUUGGGAAGUUAUGGAACUGGAGCAAUAAUGGCUGUACCUGCACAUGACACGAGAGACCAUGAAUUUGCUUUGAUGUACAAUAUCCCAAUCCUUGGGGUUGUGACCCCGGAAAAUGGAAAUUUUAGUUACUUUGAGAAGGCAUACACUGGUGAUGGUAUUAUGAUAAAUUCUUCAAGUUCAAUAUCAGGACUUCAUAUUAAUGGUCUUCCCAGCAAGGAUGCUGCUUUUAAAGUCACUGAAUGGCUCAAGAAAACUGGAAAUGGAAUGAAAAAGGUGAACUAUAAGUUAAGGGACUGGCUAUUUGCCCGACAACGCUAUUGGGGAGAGCCUAUUCCUGUGAUUUUUAUGGAAGACACAGGCGAAUGCAAACCAAUUUCUGAAGCUGAACUUCCUCUAACCCUUCCGGAGCUGGACGAAUUUACUCCCACUGGAACAGGCGAGCCACCACUUGCUAAGGCUUUAUCUUGGGUAAACACAAUUGACCCUACUACUGGCUCAUCUGCUCGUCGUGAAACAAACACUAUGCCGCAAUGGGCUGGCUCAUGCUGGUACUAUCUGAGGUUUAUGGAUCCUAGAAAUUCCGAGGCACUGGUUGACAAAGAAAAAGAAAUGUACUGGGGCCCUGUGGAUGUGUAUGUUGGUGGUGCUGAGCAUGCAGUUCUUCAUCUGCUCUAUGCUAGAUUCUGGCACAAGGUUCUAUAUGAUAUUGGUGUUGUUUCAACCAAAGAACCUUUUCAAUGUGUCAUUAACCAAGGAAUUAUUCUUGGAGAAGUUCAAUACACUGCAUUCAGAGAUUCUGAUGGAAAUUUGGUCUCUGCUGAUUUGGUGGAUGUAAUGAGUGAAUUUAGUCAAGAAAACAUACCCGAGGAAAAUGUCAGUAAAUCUGGUGAUUCUUUUCUGCUUAAAGACAAUCCCCAUAUCCGUUUGAUUGCCCGGGCACACAAGAUGAGUAAGAGUAGGGGAAAUGUCGUUAACCCAGAUGAUAUCGUUUCACAAUAUGGGGCAGAUUCUCUCCGUUUGUAUGAGAUGUUCAUGGGUCCAUUCAGGGACUCGAAAACGUGGAGCGCAAGUGGAAUUGAUGGUGUCCAUCGAUUUUUAGCUAGAGUAUGGAGGCUAAUUGUUGGUUCACCAUCAGUUGACGGCAAAUUUAAUGAUGGAACAGUUGAUCUCAGUGGGGAGCCUUCAAUGGAACAGCUUCGAUGCCUUCAUAGAUGCAUUUAUAAGGUAACAGAAGAAGUUGAAGCUACCCGAUUUAACACUGGAAUAUCUGCAAUGAUGGAGUUCAUUAAUGCAGCAUAUAAGUGGGACAAUCUCCCAAUACAAAUUGUCGAGCCGUUUGUCUUGUUGCUCGCACCCUACGCUCCUCACAUGGCCGAGGAACUAUGGUUCCGUCUUGGACACUCCAACUCCCUAGCUUACGAGCCUUUCCCCAAAGCAAAUCCUACUUACCUCAAGGAAUCAACGGUAACUUUACCCGUCCAAAUCAAUGGGAAGACAAGGGGCACGAUUCAGGUCGAGAAAACAUGCACAGAAGAAGAUGCAUUUGAGCUAGCUUCACAGGACUCGAAACUUUCCAAGUUUCUAUCUGGAAUGUCCAUCAAGAAGAAGAUCUUCGUCCCCGGAAAGAUUUUGAAUAUUAUUCUGGAAGCGCGGAGCGUCAGCGCAGGCCGAUAAGUCGAUAACCGAGACAGCGUUGAGUUCUCCUUGUUUAUCAAUUGCAGAAGAAACGCAGAUGUUCACAAGCUUUGCCUUCUCCUUCGGAUGGCUUGCUGCAGUAAGUACACAACAGGCUUCCUGGAUUAUUCUGUGGCUUCCUGUAUUAUUUUUAUUUUGGGUAAAAUCCUGUGUUUUUUGUAUUUAUAAUUUUAUUACAAAUAUUCCUCUAUAUUUUAAUUCAAAACUUUUAUAGGUAGUUCAGACUUCAAAAUGAAUUUAUACAUAUGUUGUGUGGGGAAUUAUGGAUAGGAUAUUGUGGUAAUUUGGGCAAAUCAACGACAUGUUCAUUUGUACUGGUUAUUGUAAACAUAUGUUCCCCAAGGGAUGGCUGGUGGUGGUACGAGGAGUGAACUUGUGACAAUCAGAUUAUGAGUUUAAAUUUUCGGCCUUCAGGUUCCCAUAUCAUGUAUGGUUUCACUAAUGUGAUUUGUCUUAUUAGGAUAUUAGGUUCGAUCGUCGGAAAUUUAUUUAAUGAUGUAGAGAUGAAUUGA
Andrographis paniculata is the source of this 3461-nucleotide messenger RNA. RefSeq names its product leucine--tRNA ligase, chloroplastic/mitochondrial. The transcript is spliced from 20 exons. Lineage: Eukaryota; Viridiplantae; Streptophyta; Magnoliopsida; Lamiales; Acanthaceae. Gene Ontology annotation, cellular component: cytosol. Bases 46 to 2928 code for a protein of 960 amino acids. The record is from RefSeq and is a predicted model, not a curated record. Gene Ontology annotation, molecular function: aminoacyl-tRNA deacylase activity; leucine-tRNA ligase activity; ATP binding. Gene Ontology annotation, biological process: leucyl-tRNA aminoacylation.